Peniophora sp. CBMAI 1063 is the source of this 1293-nucleotide messenger RNA. The record is from the annotation of a GenBank genome assembly. Lineage: Eukaryota; Fungi; Basidiomycota; Agaricomycetes; Russulales; Peniophoraceae.
AUGAUUGCUUGGUACGUCUCUUGCUUCAGCAAUAAUGGUCCUGCAUCCCUCAUCGCCGACUACGAGCACGGCCUAGAGCAGGGCAUGGUGAUUGAGCUUCGCGUGAAUACUGUCGGCCCGAAGUACUCACCGUUCAGGAUCAUCGUCAAGGGCACCAAGCCUCGCAUACGGGUCACCUACUACUACGGGGAGGAGAUUGCGCUCGCGAAGACUAGGAAGCUGUCAAAUCCGGCAUACCCUCAACUGCCUACCUACCUCAACGACUCGCAGCGUCAGGCGACUAAGGACGCUUGCACCAUCUCUAGUCUCACCACCCUCCGAAUCGUCAACAACCCUACCGCCAUCAUUCACGAUCUCGACACGAAGAUCAUAGGCGUCCGCACCCCCAGCUUCUAUCUUGAGAUGGCAACGUUCGGGAUCUCGCUCCUUGAAGUUGAGGCUACUACGGAUGAUCUUCACCUCCGAUCUCCACACACAGGAGCUCCUACAAUGCAUGCAGGGCAGCAUCGACAGCUUCUACGAGUCUGUAUACGACCUCGCGGGCGCAUCCCCGGGCGCGAUGAUCGCGUGCCCGACGACGCUCCCCGCGCGCCUCUUCCCAAGUGCGCACGUGUAAACGACGAACCCGCGGAGAACGUUAUGGACGUUGACGAUGUCACCGCUGCCGCGGACGUCAACAAUGGCACAGCAACGCCCGCGGCCGCUGGCAACACGUUGCCCGUCACCAACAUGAUGGCGCCCCCUUUAUGCCUAUCGCUCAUGUGCCCAAGCGGGACUCGACGCCUCGGCAGCCCGCACCAAUGCUUCUCCAGUCCGCGCCGGCUUACCCAACCACAACGCACGUGGGCGCACAGCCUGCUGCGCCGACCUUGGACAGUCACAGCACCCGCCGCGUUCCCCUCACAGGCCACGGGCCCGUACAUGGCGACGCAAUGGCCCGCCGAGCGCGGCGCGGGUGUCUCCUGCGCGUCUCUUCCUUUCGACCACCACCGCCGCAAUUUUCGCGUUGGUGUCUCCGCGUACUCUACGCACAUCCUCAUGAUGGCGCUUCCCACGAAUCAACCAGCUAGCUUGGCCCCGGCGGCCGGUUUCAGUGCCAGCUCCUCGACCUUCAUGUUCGGUGGCAGCACGUUACGAGGAGGACAGCGAGGACGUUCCGAUGCCUCCGCCAACGGCUAUGUCUGGCUUGCCGCAUGGAAGCUUAGAGACUUCUGGCUGGUGCAGAAGGACGCGCGUCGGAACCUAUGGUGUGCUAUCGUUAGAAGACCAACAGCGACGCGUUUGAGCUCUUGA